CUGUGUAUUUAACUGUAUGUUUAUAUAAAUGUAAUAUUGCGUGAACUGGAUAAAGAUUUAUAUAAAUUGAGUUGUAAAAAUCAGAAUUCUCUAGUUUAAUAAUUCUGAUGUUCUAAACAAGAAGUGAGAGUAAAAUUUAAUUUUCCGAUUUUAUGAAAAUAAAAAUAAAAUUUACGUGGAUCUUCAAUUUUUCGGUUGAGGGCAGAUGCUGUAUUCCAUUUUUGAAAACCAUAGGGAUAUUCUUUUUAUGUAGUAGGGCAAAAAUUGUAUUUUUAAAUUCAAACUCCGUUUUAUUCUCUAGUUAUACAUUUUUAGUAUAUCCCAGUGUUGUAGUUGAAGUGAAUUUAUUUGAUGGAUUUGAAAUAUUCUUCACAUUCUAUCAUCAUUAUUGUUUUCGUGCCCAUGUUUUGGCAUUUUUUAAAUCACUGCACAUAUCGCACACUGUCUUCAUCUGAAGAAAUUCUGCAGUUUUGUCUCUGUUUACAUCUGUGUGUUCUUCGUUGAUAUUUUCAGUUAUGCCAAUGCUGUUAGUUGUUCAUCGGUAAACUUUCUAUUUGACAGUAAAUAAACAAUAUUUGGAAUUAACACAGCAAUGGAGCAGAAUGCUGUUAAAAGUAUUUUACCUUCUGGUUGGAUAGUUGCCAGCUCUAAAAGAUAUCCAGAUAGAGUAUAUUACUUCAAUGUGAUAACAGGUGCUUCUUCUUGGGAAUGUCCAGUUUUGAAUUCAUCCAGUGUUCAGACUACUAAAGCGGAAUGCUAUACUAAAGAACCUGUUUCUAUUAAAAGGCCUUACGAAAUGACUGACUUUGGAAAGAAUGCAGAGUCUUUUAAGACCACAAAAGACCUUAAGAAAUGUUCUCGUAAUCUGUUACCUGAAUUUAAGACAUUAAAAAGGUCUAGGAAAGGUAAUGCAGAAGAGGAAAGCUUGUGUGCUUCUGUUCCUCCUACUGCAGUAGUUAAUCCUGUGGUGAAUGAACGUUAUGCCAACAGCCCGAUGAAACCAGUAUCAUCUUUACCAAUCAUAAGUGACAAGUCAGAACAUAAAAAAUUAAUGAGAAGAAGUAAAAAGAAACGUAGGCGAUUACGUCAAGAAGAAAAGGAAAGGAAUGCUCCAUCUGUAUGUGAUGUACUUGCUCUUAAUACAGCUGAUCAAGUAAACAAAUUAAACCUAUCAGUACUAGAACCUCAGAAUAAAGCACAAAAUGAUGAUUUGGAAAACUUAAGCUCAAUAACUAAUGAAACUGACAGUGGUUUUAUUGAAGACAUUGAAAUGCUUGAUGUUUCUGAAGACUUGACCAAAAUAGAGGAUCUUUCUUCAGAUGAAGCAUGUUCUGAUGGUUUUAUUAGUUAUUAUAUAGUUGUUGAUACAAAUGUAUUCAUUCAAGAGCUCAAGUUUAUCGAUGAAAUUAAAGACACUCCAAUUGAAGGGUGUGGCCCUCCUCAUAUUUUCAUACCAUGGGUAGUAAUUCAAGAACUUGAUUCUUUAAAAAGAUCUAACAAGGCAACAAGUGGAAGGAAGGCUAUUGAAGCUGUUCGUUACUUAAAUUCUGUAUUGAUUGCAAAACACCCAAGAUUUCAUGGGCAAUCUGCAAAAGAAUUUGAAGAAUGGUCUCAGAAAUACAGUAAAUGCAAUGAUGACAGGAUAUUGGAAUGCUGUGUAAGCUUAGCAGAAAAAAUGCCCCGAGAAAAAGUGAUUUUGCUGACGCAUGACAAGAAUCUUGUUAAUAAAGCUCUUGUUUGUGAUAUAGUUGUCCAUAAUUUAGAAUCUAUGAUGAAAGCAUUGAAACCAGAUGUUAUAUAUAAAGGAGUGAGAGAUAAUUCUCCUAAUUCUCAAAGAAAGGCUAUUGUGAAAGGAUCAAACAUAUUAGUUAGUCUGGUACCUGGUGAAGUUGGGAGUUCAGAAAGUCAAGUUUCCCGGGAAUCAGAAUCUACUGAAAAAAAAGCAAAAAAGAAGUUGCGCAAGCAACAAGAUUUAUAUAAAAGAAAAAUUCAUAGUCAUAUGUCUACUGCCAGGCAGCUGUUAAAAGAUGCUUUAGAACCAUUUUUAGAAGCAGAAAUGAAUGAAGCUUAUGGGGAAGCAUGGUAAUUUUUAAAU
Stegodyphus dumicola is the source of this 2095-nucleotide messenger RNA. RefSeq lists its product as uncharacterized. The record is from RefSeq and is a predicted model, not a curated record. NCBI's taxonomy places the organism in Eukaryota, Metazoa, Arthropoda, Arachnida, Araneae, Eresidae. Gene Ontology annotation, cellular component: nucleus. Gene Ontology annotation, molecular function: protein binding.